Messenger RNA from Populus trichocarpa (black cottonwood), 1762 nucleotides. RefSeq names its product 7-deoxyloganetin glucosyltransferase. The record is from RefSeq and is a predicted model, not a curated record. Gene Ontology annotation, molecular function: UDP-glycosyltransferase activity. The transcript has 2 exons. NCBI's taxonomy places the organism in Eukaryota, Viridiplantae, Streptophyta, Magnoliopsida, Malpighiales, Salicaceae. The coding region runs from base 220 to 1644 and encodes 474 amino acids.
ACCAAAAUUAAAUCUCUUCGUGAAGAAUUUUGAAAGCUCAUUUUCCAUUCCGUCUUGUGCCUUCAGAAAAACUUAAUGUUAGGUAACCAAAAUAUAAAAAAGAAUAACAUACCUCUUUAACUAUGCGGCCAACCUCGUGAGAUCUACUCAUUUUGCUCGGUGGCAACGUCUUCAUUCCUAUCAUUCACCAUAUCUGUUGAGAGAGAGAGAGAGAGAGAGAUGGCUGAUAAACCUCAUGCUGUGUGCGUCCCUUUUCCAGCCCAAGGCCACAUAAACCCAAUGCUCAAACUAGCAAAAAUCCUCCACUUCAAUGGCUUCCACAUCACCUUUGUUAAUACUGAAUAUAACCACAGACGCUUACUCAGGUCUAGAGGCGCCAGCUCUCUUGAUGGCUUGCCAGACUUUCAAUUCGAAACUAUCCCUGAUGGUCUUCCACCAUCAGAUGCUGAUUCCACUCAAGACAUCUUGACUCUUUGUUACUCCACCUCCAAGACUUGCUUAGCCCCAUUUCGUGAUCUUAUUGCCAAACUCAACUCUUCCAGUGUUAUACCCCAGGUAACAUGUAUUGUCUCUGACGCUAUAAUGAAUUUCACUCUUGAUGCAGCUGAAGAAUUUGGAAUUCCUGAUGCACUGUUUUGGACUCCUAGCGCCUGUGGUGUUUUGGGCUACUCAAAAUGUCGUUUACUUUUUGAAAGAGGCUUAACACCUGUUAAAGAUGUGAGUUAUCUAACAAAUGAAUUCUUAGAAACAGCUAUAGAAUGGAUUCCAGGAAAGGAAAAUAUCCGUUUGAGGGAUCUUCCAAGUUUAGUUACAACUGCAGACGUGGACGAAAUCAAUUUGAUUAUAACACUAAUAGAAAGAACUUCAAGAGCUUCUGCUGUCAUUUUUAACACAUUUGAAUCCUUCGAACGAGAUGUUUUGGAUGCUCUCUCCACAAUGUUUCCUCCAAUUUACACUCUCGGUCCUCUUCAAUUGCUUGUUGAUCAGUUUCCAAACGGUAAUCUGAAAAAUUUUGGUUCAAAUCUUUGGAAAGAAGAGCCUGGGUGCAUUGAGUGGCUUGAUUCAAAAGAACCAAACUCAGUGGUUUAUGUAAAUUUUGGUAGCAUCACUGUAAUAACACCACAGCAAAUGAUGGAAUUUGCUUGGGGGCUAGCCAACAGCAAUAAACCUUUUUUAUGGAUUAUAAGGCCUGACCUAGUUGAAGGCGAAUCUGCGAUGUUGCCAUCUGAAUUUGUAUCUGAAACGAAGAAGCGAGGCAUGUUAGCAAACUGGUGUCCUCAAGAACUAGUCUUGAAGCAUCCUUCCAUUGGAGGGUUUUUAAGUCACAUGGGGUGGAAUUCUACAAUGGAUUCUAUCUGUGCUGGUGUGCCACUUAUUUGUUGGCCGUUUUUUGCUGAUCAACAGACCAACUGUAUGUUUGCUUGCACUGAAUGGGGUAUUGGCAUGCAGAUUGAUAACAACGUGAAAAGAGACGAAGUGGAGAAACUUGUGAGGGAGUUAAUGGAGGGAGAGAAGGGAAAGGAUAUGAAGAGGAAGGCAAUGGAAUGGAAAACCAAAGCGGAGGAAGUCACUAGGCCUGGUGGUUCCUCCUUUGAGAACUUGGAAGCAUUGGUGAAAGUUCUUGCAUGCAAGCAGACAUGUUAGAAUCCUAGUGGCAGAUCUUCUUUCUUAUCGUUUCUGUAUUGGCAAUGCACUGCUUUAAGCUGAAAAAAUUUAUCUUGUGACCAUAAAUAAGUAUUAAUUUUCAGUAUUUUUCAAAUAA